CACCUCCACCGCAUGGACCCACGAAACAAUACAGGAAUUUCAGUGUUCCAGCUUCUGGGAUUUUCAGAGGGACCAGAACUGCAGCCCCUUAUAUUUGGGCUUUUCCUCCUCAUGUACCUGAUCACUGUGUUUGGAAACUUGCUCAUCAUCCUGGCUGUCAGCUCUGACUCCCACCUCCACACCCCCAUGUACUUCUUCCUCACCAACCUGUCCUUUGUAGACAUCUGUUUCACCUCCACCACCAUCCCCAAGAUGCUGUGGAACAUCCAGACUCAAAGCAAAGUGAUCACUUACAAAGGCUGCCUCAGCCAGAUGUAUUUUUUCAUACUGUUUGCAGGGUUAGAUGUCUUUCUCCUGACUGUGAUGGCUUAUGACCGCUUUGUGGCCAUCUGCCAUCCCCUGCACUACAUGGUCAUCAUGAACCCCCGUCUCUGUGGACUGCUGGUUCUGAUGUCCUGGAUCAUGAGUGUCUUGCAUUCCAUGUUACAAACCUCGAUGGUGUUGCAGCUGUCCUUCUGUACAGAGGUGGAAAUCCCCCACUUUUUCUGCGAACUCAAUCAGAUGAUCCAACAUGCAUGUUCUGCCAACUUUCUCAGUAACAUAGUGCUGUAUUUUGCAGCUAUGUUGCUGGUUGGUGGUCCCUUCAUUGGGAUCCUUUACUCUUACUCUAAGAUAGUUUCUUCCAUACGUGGGAUCUCAUCAGCUCAGGGCAAGUAUAAAGCAUUUUCCACCUGUGCAUCUCACCUCUCAGUUGUCUCCUUAUUUUAUUGUACAAGCCUAGGAGUGUACUUUAGCUCUGCUGCUAUUCAGAGCUCCCACACAAGUGCAGUAGCCUCAGUGAUGUACACAGUGGUCACACCCAUGCUGAACCCCUUCAUCUACAGCCUGAGGAACAAAGACAUAAAGGAGGCUCUGAUUAGGAUCCUGUUGUUACACAGCUAA
Messenger RNA from Zalophus californianus (California sea lion), 942 nucleotides. RefSeq names its product olfactory receptor-like protein OLF4. Gene Ontology annotation, biological process: G protein-coupled receptor signaling pathway. The transcript is spliced from 2 exons. Lineage: Eukaryota; Metazoa; Chordata; Mammalia; Carnivora; Otariidae. The record is from RefSeq and is a predicted model, not a curated record. Gene Ontology annotation, cellular component: membrane. Gene Ontology annotation, molecular function: olfactory receptor activity; G protein-coupled receptor activity. The coding region runs from base 13 to 942 and encodes 309 amino acids.